AUGACUGAUAACAACACAACAGAAAUUCAAGUUGUACUACAGAAAGAAGCAAUCGACGUCGAUGAUCAAACGAUGACCAAAAUUUCAACAAAAUCAGUAAGAGGAAAAUCGGAAAUUGUACAAAUAACUGAUGAAAGUUUUACUGAUGAUCUCAUCGAGAUUGAUGAUGAGAUGGAAAUGAGUAAAAUCAGCAAUGAUAUGGUUAAAAAAUUGCUAAUGUGUGAUAAAAAUGAGCAAAAAAUUGAUGAAAAUAAAAAAACUAAAGAUAGUCUACCAAAAAUAUCGAAAGAGUAUGAUGAGGUAGAAUUGCUUCGAGAGAUUGCCAAGAGGCCUCUGGAAUGGUUUAAAAAUAUGAAAGAUGUACCGGAUGCUAUUGCAAAAAUUUAUUAUAAAGAUAUCAGUCGUCGUUGGCAGCAAUCAGAGAUACGUAUCAAAGAAACCGAAGAAUUACUUUCGAAUGUGAAAUAUGAAGAUCGUUCCCUAGAGGAGGAUCGUCUAGAGAUUCUUGGAGAAUUAUUGGAUAAGGCAACUCAAUCAUUUGAAAUUUUUGAAGAGCAUGAAAAUCGAAAAGUACCAUAUGGUCAUCGAGUGGUUCUCGAAGCAAGAUUGCUGAUUGUUUUUAAUAAUGCUAUUAAUCUUAUUUAUAAAAUUAUUAAUGAAUUUGACAAAUUGAAAGGUGAUCAAGUGGGUGUAAAUGAUGAAAGAGAUCAGCUCCGGUAUGAAAUUCGUUAUUGUGAUGCGGUUUAUACGGAAGUGCAUGAACGUUUCCUGAAAUCAUAUCUGGAAAUGGAAUGGUGA
This is a messenger RNA of Brugia malayi, 798 nucleotides long. RefSeq lists its product as uncharacterized. Bases 1 to 798 code for a protein of 265 amino acids. The transcript has 6 exons. The record is from RefSeq and is a predicted model, not a curated record. NCBI's taxonomy places the organism in Eukaryota, Metazoa, Nematoda, Chromadorea, Rhabditida, Onchocercidae.